Molecule: messenger RNA, 1752 nt
Organism: Oryzias latipes (Japanese medaka)
Lineage: Eukaryota; Metazoa; Chordata; Actinopteri; Beloniformes; Adrianichthyidae
Source: RefSeq, a predicted model, not a curated record
AAAAAGAUUGAAAAAGUGACAACUUUCUUUGUUUUAGCUGCUGAACCAGGUUCAGGCCCGGCUUGUUCAACCUGUUUGCUGCUUCAAAAAUCUUGCUUGUUAUUCAGGAAGAUGUCCACAUUCCUCCAGAUGGUUUGGAGUUUUUAGCUGACUUCUCCCUUCAUCAGGGUUACAGAAAUGAAGUAAGAAAGACUUGAGAAGACGUUCUAUGUCUUUUAAAUGACAGGCGGAGCACAGAAAAACAAGGAAACCUAUUGUUUUUAUCAACACAUUCUCUAAAGGAAAGGACAUUCCCACUAAAGGAAAGGACAUUACCAGCUACCAAAGUUAGUUCAUCCUGUGGUUGAUCACUCAAUGGAACAAGAAUCACAGAUCGUACGUUAAUCAAGGACAGGAGGAACGAAAAAAUGGAAAGAAUGGAAAGAACAAAGUCUUUGUCAUUGACAAUACUAUUUCUGGUGGUCCUUUACAAGAACCCACUCGCCUCAGCACAAAACUUCACAACAGUUGUUUCGUCUGCUGAGACCACAACAACAAAUCCUCCGGUCCCUGGUUACCAAACCAUUCCAGCUAAUGUGACAGUGGCUGUGGGAGAACCUGUGGAGUUUAGAUGUGGAGUGUCUAAACAAUCUCCAAACCUUACAUUAACUCUUUAUGGUAGCCAUGGGAACUACAGCCUCAAAUGUCCAAAUGACCACAUAGAAGAUAUUCCCCAGGCUCUCAGUGGAAACUGCUACAUAAAGGAUGGGGAGUCACUGGCUGUGUGGACUCUGAAGGGAACAGCCUUCCCUGACAACGGCACAAGAGUCAUUUGUCAGCAGGAAAACAACCCUAAAGCACCUUCUGCUGUCCUGCAUCUUUAUGAUAAUGGCUCCUCGUACGCAGCUCUUAUUGGAUGUUGCGUCGGGGGAUUCUUUGGGAUCCUGUUGGUGUUUGGUCUGAUGUUCCUCAUUUUAAGAAAUUCUGCACUACCAACUCAGUGUCUCGAGAGAGGCCCAGAGGACGACUUGGAUGAAAUAAUAAAGGAAUAACAGAAGGCUUGAGAAACUCCAGAAAGAAAUGUGGUUUGAAUAAUCCAAUUCAAGUUCCAUUAUGAAGAUGUUUUGUGUAAAUAAAUGUCCAAAAAUAAGAAUAAAUCUAAAGUGAAGUGAAGCUGCAUUACAACAAUAACAAAUUAGAGUUUUCAUUUGACUCUCAGUUCACUGUUUUAAUGGCUGCAAAUGAAAUUGGCCAAAAGUGAUCAGCUGUUCUGCAGCAGGAGCCUGUUACAGAAAUUGUGGUAACAAUACAGAGGAGAUAAUCACAGAGAUCCUUCUGUAUGAAAAAAGAGAUGAACACCAGCUGAAAACUGAGUCACUCUAAACUUUUCUAAGUACCGGUAUUAACAAUUUUUGCUGUUUCUACCUGUUUGGUCAGUUUACUGCAGUUACACAGUUUUCCCACUUGAGGGAAGCACUGAGAUAAAGAAAAGGUCAUCAUAGAUUGCAAACUGAAAGCAUGCUUCCCCACGCCAGUUUUAUUUGUUUUUUGUUUGUUUCUAUGUAAAAAAUAACAAAGAAAAGGGGGGGGGGGGGGGGUUAAGAUCAAAUAUAAUAAUAACUUAGUCUUUCGCAUUGCACUAACUAAUGAAGGAAUGGAAGGUUUGAAGUGAAUUCUGUCCUACCUCUAGAAUUUACCCUUUGCAUUUAUUUGCAGUUUUUGUUGUGGGGGUUUUGUGAAUGCCCCCCUUUAUUAAAUAUAUACAAGUCUAAA